Staurois parvus is the source of this 417-nucleotide messenger RNA. Lineage: Eukaryota; Metazoa; Chordata; Amphibia; Anura; Ranidae. The record is from the annotation of a GenBank genome assembly.
GAACUGCGGGCACCGAGUUGUCUGGCAAGACUGCGGGCACCGAGUCGUCUGGCAAGACUGCGGGCACCGAGUCGUCUGGCAAGACUGCGGGCACCGAGUCAACUGGCGGAACAGCGGGCAUCGAGUCAACUGGCGGAACUGCGGGCGCCGAGUCAUCUGGCAAGACUGCGGGCACCGAGUCGUCUGGCAAGACUGCGGGCAUCGAGUCGUCUGGCAUUGGAUCGUCUGGCUCGACAGCGGGCAUCGGGUCACCAGGCAUCAAGUCAUUUGGCUCGCCAGCGGGCACCGCGUCAUCUGGCAAGGCAGUGGGCACCGAGUCACCAGGUACGACAGCGAGCUCUGAGUCAAUUGGCACGACAGCGGGCACCGGAUCAGGUACCGGAUCAUCUGGAUCAACAGCGGGCAUCGAGUCAACUG